ACUACGGAAACGUUUUGCUUUUGCAGUCCUUGUAACAUUGGCUUCAGCUGUGAUGCUUAUUUUAUACAGCAUAUAAAGUAUAAGCACCCAGAGGAAUACACUGCAUAUUUAAAGGCACUGGAUCAAAGCACAGCAAAGGUGGGGUUGUGGUUAUCUGUCGGUGGCAGUUGCCAUUCAGUUGCCUGGGAGCAGGACUGCUGUAAGUUUGUCGAAUGUAGUAAAGUUUCUAGAUAUUCAAUACUUCAUAAGCAGAGAUGUACUGUGGAGAGAACUUGCACAGAUUAUAUGCAGGCUGUCAGUGACUCAACAGAAUAUAAUAAAGGAUAUUGUCAGUCUCCCAGUGGGGAGAAACCUUAUAAAUGUAUGGAGUGUGAACAGAUGUUCAGGCACUCAUCAUCCCUUAAUAGGCAUCGACUGGUUCACACUGGGGAGAAGCCCUACAAAUGCAUGGAGUGUGGACAAUCUUUCAGGCGGUUAUCCCACCUUAAUACGCAUCGACUGGCUCACACUGGGGAGAAGCCCUACAAAUGCAUGGAGUGUGGACAGACUUUCUGUCAGUCAUCAAACCUUAAUAGGCAUCGACUGGUUCACACUGGGGAGAAGCCCUACAAAUGCAUGGAGUGUGGACAAUCUUUCAGGCGGUUAUCCCACCUUAAUACGCAUCGACUGGCUCACACUGGGGAGAAGCCCUACAAAUGCAUGGAGUGUGGACAAUCUUUCAGGCAGUUAUCCCACCUUAAUACACAUCGACUGGCUCACACUGGGGAGAAGCCCUACAAAUGCAUGGAGUGUGGACAAUCUUUCAGGCAGUUAUCCUCCCUUAAUAUGCAUCGACUGGUUCACACUGGGGAGAAGCCCUACAAAUGCAUGGAGUGUGGACAAUCUUUCAGGCGGUUAUCCCACCUUAAUACGCAUCGACUGGCUCACACUGGGGAGAAGCCCUACAAAUGCAUGGAGUGUGGACAAUCUUUCAGGCAGUUAUCCCACCUUAAUACACAUCGACUGGCUCACACUGGGGAGAAGCCCUACAAAUGCAUGGAGUGUGGACAAUCUUUCAGGCAGUUAUCCCACCUUAAUACGCAUCGACUGGUUCACACUGGGGAGAAGCCCUACAAAUGCAUGGAGUGUGGACAAUCUUUCAGGCGGUUAUCCUCCCUUAAUAAGCAUCGACUGGUUCACACUGGGGAGAAGCCCUACAAAUGCAUGGAGUGUGGACAAUCUUUCAGGCGGUUAUCCCACCUUAAUACGCAUCAACUGGUUCACACUGGGGAGAAGCCCUACAAAUGCAUGGAGUGUGGACAAUCUUUCAGGCAGUUAUCCUCCCUUAAUAAGCCUCGACUGGUUCACACUGGGGAGAAGCUCUACAAAUGCAUGGAGUGUGGACAGACUUUCUGUCAGUCCUCAAACCUUAAUAAGCAUCGACUGGUUCACACUAGGGAGAUAGAAAAAACUGACAAGCCACAAAAAGUCAUAAAGAUGACAGAGUAAACUAUUGAGGAUAAAUAUUGUUACUGUUGUACAAUAAGCCAAGAAUUUCUGGAUAGAAGAUUUUCAGAAAGGCAGAAAUUUAGUGGAAAGAAAAAUACUUGCACAGGAAAACUGGCAAAAGUUUCAAAUACACAUUUUUGUGUCUUUUAAUAAAGUGACUCAUGAAAACAUUGUAUACACCAAGAAACCAUGAGGCAUUUGGAAAAAGAAGCCAUUGAGGAAAUGUGAAAAUAAACAAAACCUAGAGAUGGUUGAAAGAUAUAAGAAAGAAACAUGGCCAUGGGGAAAGAUCUGAUACUGUACAGUAUUUAUGUAAAGGGGAAAGCCAAACUACUCUGUACAAAAAAAAAAAAAAAACACUUCGAUACUUGAAGAGCAAUAC
Protopterus annectens (West African lungfish) is the source of this 1870-nucleotide messenger RNA. Its product is annotated as zinc finger protein 85-like. Lineage: Eukaryota; Metazoa; Chordata; Ceratodontiformes; Protopteridae. The coding region runs from base 286 to 1488 and encodes 400 amino acids. The record is from RefSeq and is a predicted model, not a curated record. Gene Ontology annotation, cellular component: nucleus. The transcript has a single exon.